GAGAAGAUGGCCUCUACUAGUAGAAGAAGGAAUCGCCCUGCAACCAAAUUAACGGAGGAUGUUGUGGCCGAGAUCCUCUAUCGACUGCCUGCGAAAUCCUUCUUCCGAUUCCAAUGCGUCUCCAAGUCAUGGCUCGCCCUCACCUCUGACCCUUUCUAUCAGAGCAAGCUCCCAUGCACUGUGUCCGGUCUCUUCUACAACGUGAGACCUGCACUCCCCGACCGGUCGCCAUUUCUCUUCAAGAGGUCGACCAGCGCAUACAUCAAACUAUCAACCGUUUGCACGCUUGAACCUACGCUCAGCUUCUUGGCACCUCCUGAAAAUAUUCGGAUCGUGGACUGUUCCAAUGGUUUGAUUCUCUGCAGCACAUGGAAUCCACGUUCACUUCUCUCUACAUACUUUGUCUGCAACCCUGCCACUAAGAAAUGGGCUGCUCUCCCUGAACGUUUUGGAAGACUUCGAAAACUAGUGCUGGCUUUCGAUCCCCGACGCUCGCCUCACUACCAUGUCAUUCACUUCAAGAAAAGUCGGGGAUCAACCGAGCUUGAAACUUAUUCAUCCAAGACGGGGAAGUGGGGCGAGUGCCAACCACUGUGGGACAACGAUUCCGUUCGAAUUCUCCGCUCACCGGGGGUCUACCAUGAAGGAAUUAUUUACAAGUUAGCUUAUACUCACAACCUUCUCAUGGCAGUUUAUCUUGAGAGAGAGGUUCAUCGGAGGAUCGAGCUACCAAGUUCCACGGACCACGGACACAUGAGGUUUUCCCUUCAGAACCGAUGUAUUGGGCUCUCUGGGGGUUACCUGCAUUAUGCCCAUAAAGGUAAAACUGAACUGCAAAUUUGGGUUCUCAAGGAUUUAGAUAAUAACCAAUGGAUUUUGAAGCAUCGUGCUGAUAUCAAAACCAUAGUUGAGAUGAAUCAAGGUGAGAUGGCUCUGCAUCAGUUAUCCCCGUUUUCCAUUGGCUACUUUGAUAUAUCGGCAUUCCAUCCGGAUGGAAAUAUUGUCUAUCUACAAGUUCUUCGUAAACUCUUCGCCUACAACUGGAACAAUGCUCGCUUGGAAGAGGUUUGUGCCUUCGGUCAUGGCCGCCUUCUAGGUCUUUUUGUCUAUACGCCUUGCUUUUCGGAUUGCUUCAGAAAUGAUGGUAUUUAAUGCAUUGGUGAUGAUGGAUAUUAUGCUUUCUGUUUGCUAGGAUUUGC
Messenger RNA from Phoenix dactylifera (date palm), 1199 nucleotides. Its product is annotated as F-box protein At5g07610-like. NCBI's taxonomy places the organism in Eukaryota, Viridiplantae, Streptophyta, Magnoliopsida, Arecales, Arecaceae. The record is from RefSeq and is a predicted model, not a curated record. Gene Ontology annotation, molecular function: protein binding.